GUCCUAGCUAAAACUCACACAUCAUAUUCCAUCAUGGGACAACUAAGUUUAUUUCAAAUGAAAGUGAUAUCAAUGUUUCUUUUAAUCACUUCAGUAAAAUUUGUUUUAGGACAAAUUAGUACACCUUGUACAACAUCUAUGAUUAGUAGUUUCACACCAUGUGCAAAUUUCAUUACAGGAAGCACUAAUUAUAAUGGUUUAAUUACACCAUCAAGUAGUUGUUGUGAUUCAUUAGAGUCUAUGAUGAGUACUAGUAUGGAUUGUGCUUGUCUUUUAAUUUCAGCUAAUGUUCCAUUUCAAUUAUUACCUAUUAAUCGACUUCUUUCAAUCUUCCUUCCACAAGCAUGUAACCUUAAUGGAUUGCCUGCACAAUGCAAGGCUUCUGGUUCUCCAUUACCAGCUCCAGGCCCAGCCAUCUUUGGAUCAAAUGUCCCGUCUCUCCCGCCAACUAAUGGUUCUCCCUUGAGCCCACAGGCUGAUGCUCCCAAAUCAACGAUUCUACAUUCAACAAUGGCACCAGCACCGGCAAAACUAGCACCAUUGAAGCAAAUUCAUCCACGAAAACUUCAAAAAGUUGGCUAGCUAGUACUCUUGAGUUUCUGAUAAUCAACUAUAAUAAUGUUUGUAUCCAUUUUCAUAUGAAAUUUGGAGUCUUUAUGUUUUCUUAUGUUUCCA
Molecule: messenger RNA, 675 nt
Organism: Trifolium pratense (red clover)
Lineage: Eukaryota; Viridiplantae; Streptophyta; Magnoliopsida; Fabales; Fabaceae
Product: non-specific lipid transfer protein GPI-anchored 16-like
Exons: 4
Coding region: 34-582 (182 amino acids)
Source: RefSeq, a predicted model, not a curated record